Messenger RNA from Cornus florida, 5220 nucleotides. Its product is annotated as ABC transporter C family member 10-like. Gene Ontology annotation, biological process: transmembrane transport. Gene Ontology annotation, molecular function: ATP binding; ABC-type transporter activity; ATP hydrolysis activity. The record is from RefSeq and is a predicted model, not a curated record. Gene Ontology annotation, cellular component: vacuolar membrane; plant-type vacuole. NCBI's taxonomy places the organism in Eukaryota, Viridiplantae, Streptophyta, Magnoliopsida, Cornales, Cornaceae. Bases 167 to 4627 code for a protein of 1486 amino acids. The transcript has 12 exons.
UCCACAAGUUUGUAGUGUACUGUGGUAGUAACGUAGUGCAUCUCCAUUUUAUAGUCCUGCAAGUAGUUCAUGAAAACUGAGAAUCAAUUUGACUAAUCUAUAUAAACAUAUGGUGUUCACCUUUCUAAUCGUCCUAGUUUGAAUUCUGCAUAUUUCUAAGGAAAGAAUGGGUGCAGACAUCUGGACCAUUUUCUGUGGGGAUUCUGAGUUUUCAUAUGAAGGACAGAAUUGCAGUUCUGGUUUACGGACCGUUAUUGAUCCAUAUUCAUGUAUCAACCAUGUUUUGAACAUUUCUUUCGAUAUCAUUCUCUUUUUCAUCGUAUUAUUUAUGUUCAUUCAUAAAUCAUCCUCGAGCAAGAUGGUAGCCUUGCCACAGUCUCAACACUACUGGCUAGUAUCAAUUUCUUCGGUCAUUUUCAAUAGUGGGUUGAGCUUGGCUUAUCUUGGACUUGGGAUAUGGAUAAUACAAGAGAAAUUGAGAUCAGAACAGAGUGUACUACCUCUGCAUGGGUGGCUAGUGGUUUUGUUCCAAGGAUUCACAUGGUUGUUACUGGCUUUAACCAUGAGUCUCAAGAGGCAAUAUCAUACAAGAACAGUUAAAAUUUGUUCAAUUAUAGCUUUCUUGGUUGCAGGAUUCCUCUGCAUUUCAUCUCUGCAUAAAGCUAUCACAGACAAAGUAAUAUCAGUUAAAAUUGUGUUGGAUAUUUUAUGUUUUCCUGGAGCAAUUCUACUUCUCUUCUGUGUUUUUCAGAGAAAAGAAUGCGUAGGUACUGAACCUGGCACCAAUAUUGAUGCACUCUAUGCACCUUUACAAAGUGAAGAUGCAGAGGCCAGUCGUGAGAUCCAUGUGGAUGACAAUACCACUCCUUUUGCCAAAGCAGGAUUUCUUAGUAGGAUGUCGUUUUGGUGGUUGAAUCCAUUACUGAAGACAGGUAAAGAGAAAAUUCUUGAGGACAAAGAUAUUCCAAAGUUACGCCAGGAAGAACGAGCAGAGACAUGUUACUUCUUGUUCAAGGAGCAACUGAGCAAACAGAAACAAAGAGACUCAUCGAAUACCCCAUCCGUUUUCUCGACAAUAUUUUUCUGCCAAUGGAAAGCUAUUCUAGUGUCAGGGUUCUUUGCAUUGUUGAAGGUAGUCACAGUGUCUACUGGUCCUCUGUUUCUCAAAGCUUUCAUCCUGGUGGCUGAAGGCGAAGUGUCUUUUAAAUAUGAGGGUUAUGCACUGACUGGAGGGCUCUUCUUUGCAAAAUGCUUAGAAUCACUAUCGGACAGGCAGUGGAACUUCCGGACAAGACUAAUUGGGCUUCAACUACGGUCUUUGCUCUCUGCAGCUAUUUAUCAGAAGCAACUACGACUCUCAAAUGCUGCAAGGGAAAAUCAUUCUCCUGGCCAGAUUAUGAACUACGUCACACUGGAUGCUUACAAAAUAGGCGAAUUUCCAUACUGGUUUCAUCAGAUAUGGGCAACAAGCCUUCAGAUUUGUCUUGCAUUACUUAUUAUUUACAAUGCUGUGGGGCUAGCAACUGUUGCAGCCUUAACGGUAAUAAUACUAACAGUGCUAGGAAAUUCUCCAGUGGCAAAAAUACAGCACAAGUACAUGACAAAGCUAAUGGUGGCACAAGAUAAGAGACUGAAAUCUAUUUCUGAGGCACUUGCAAACAUGAAAGUUUUGAAGUUGUAUGCUUGGGAGACACAUUUUAAGAAUGUUACAGAAAGCCUAAGGAAAGAAGAAUCGAAGUGGUUAUCAGCAGCUCUGACACAAAAAGGCUACAAUCUGGUUUUAUUUUGGUCAUCUAAUAUCAUAGUUUCAGCUGUUACUUUUUGGGCGUGCUACUUCCUCAGUAUUCCUCUCAAUGCUAGUAACGUUUUCACAUUUCUAGCAACAUUACGCCUUGUUCAGGAGCCUAUUAGGUUGAUCCCUGACGUCGGUGGUGUGUUCAUUGAAGCAAAAGUUUCAUUUACUCGGAUUGUGAAGUUCCUCGAGGAACCUGAAUUGCAGAACAGACAUUUUAAGCAAAAUUUUUCUAGGAAGGAACUUGAGCAGUCUAUACUCAUCAAUUCGACAAGAAUUUCAUGGGAUGCUACAUCUUCAAAGCCCACCCUAACUGACAUAAAUUUUGUGGUUAAACCUGGAGAGAAGGUUGCUAUAUGUGGGGUAGUUGGCUCAGGUAAAUCAACCCUUCUAGCCACAAUUCUUGGAGAAGUUCCAAACAUCAAUGGCAUAGUUCAAGUUAAUGGAGAGAUUGCAUAUGUUUCUCAGACAGCAUGGAUCCAGACAGGGACUGUACAGGAAAAUAUUCUCUUUGGAUCUGCCAUGGACCGACAUAGAUACCAAGAAGUACUUGAAAAGUGUUCCCUAGUAAAGGACUUGGAUAUGUUUCCAUUUGGUGAUUGCACUGUAAUAGGAGAACGAGGUGCUAAUCUCAGUGGUGGGCAGAAGCAGCGGGUUCAACUUGCACGCGCACUGUAUCAAGAUGCAGAUAUAUAUCUCUUGGAUGAUCCAUUCAGCGCUGUUGAUGCGCAUACAGCAACCAGUUUAUUUAACGAAUAUGUCAUGGGAGCUCUGGCAGGGAAGACAGUAUUACUUGUGACUAACCAAGUUGACUUCCUUCCUGCAUUUGAUUCAAUUUUGUUGAUAUCUGAAGGGAAAAUCCAGGAAGCGGCUACCUAUUAUCAGUUGUUGGCUGCUAGUCAAGAAUUUCAGAACCUUGUCAAUGCUCACAUUGACACUGCAGGUUCCAAGAGAAACACUGAAUGCAGUUCUUCUCAAAGGCCUAAAACUCCCAAAGAAGAGAUCCAGAAAGUUAACACUGAGGAACACUUAGACGCAACAAAAGGAGAUCAGUUGAUUAAGCAAGAAGAAAGAGAAAAAGGAGAUACCGGUCUUAAGCCUUACAUACAGUAUUUGAGACAAGACAAGGGAUUCUUGUACCUCUCCCUGUCAGUUAUAGCCCACAUUAUAUAUAUUGUUGGGCAGUUUGCUCAAAAUAUUUAUUUGGCUGCUGAGGUACAGGAUCUUAGUACAAGCAGAUUGACUAUGGUCUUGAUAUACUCAGUUAUUGGGUGCGGCAUGUCACUGGUCUUGUUUCUUAGAUCUUUAUAUUUUGUUAUUUUAGGCAUCAAGGCAUCAAAUUCUAUUUUUUCCAAGUUAAUGAGCUCUCUUUUUCGAGCUCCAAUGUCUUUUUAUGACUCAACACCUCUGGGAAGGAUACUAAGUCGGGUAUCUUCUGACCUGAGUAUUGUGGACCAAGAACUGGCAUUCAAAUUCAGUUUGGGCAUAGGGACAACCAUGAACACAUAUUUCAGCUUUGGAAUAUUGGGUUUCCUUACCUGGCCAAUCUUAUUUGUCAUAAUACCCAUGAUUUAUGUAACCAUACUCAUACAGAGAUUCUAUUUUGCUUCUGCAACUGAGUUGAUGAGAAUUGAAGGCACAACGAAGUCUCUAGUUGCAAGCCACCUAGCUGAAUCCAUUACGGGAGUAAUGACCAUCAGAGCUUUUGGACAGGAAGAACGAUUCUUUUCAGAAAAUUUGCAGUGUAUUGACAAAAAUGCAAGUCCAAACUUCCAUAAUUUUUCAGCAAAUGAGUGGUUGAUCCAGCGUUUGGAAAUAUUAUGUGCAAUUGUUCUCUCAUCCUCAGCGCUUGCCAUGAUUUUGCUUCCUUCAGAAGUUUCUCAAUCAGGAUAUAUUGGAAUGGAGCUAUCCUAUGGUCUCUCAUUGAAUUUAUUCCUUGUAUUUUCUGUCCAAACCCAGUGCACGCUGUCAAAUUUGAUUAUAUCUGUAGAAAGGCUAGAACAGUACAUGCAUAUUCCUAGUGAAGCCCCUGAAAUUAUAGAAGGCAACCGACCUGCACUCAACUGGCCAGAUGUUGGCAAAGUUGAGAUAUGUGAUUUGAAGGUUAGAUAUCGGCCCAAUGCACCUCUAGUUCUUCAAGGGAUCAGUUGCACAUUUGAAGGUGGUCACAAAAUCGGAAUUGUUGGAAGGACAGGUAGUGGGAAGACAACUCUGAUUAGUGCCUUGUUCCGCCUGGUAGAGCCUACAGAGGGAAUGAUAAUUAUAGAUAACCUAAAUAUUUCUACAAUUGGGCUUCACGAUCUGAGAUCUCAUUUUGGAAUCAUUCCACAAGAUCCAAUUCUUUUUAGUGGAUCCAUGAGAUACAAUCUAGACCCCUUAUCGGAGCAUACUGAUCAUGAAAUAUGGGAGGUACUUGAAAAGUGUCAGCUUCGAGAGGCUGUUCAAGAAAAAAAGGAGGGCUUGAACUCCUCAAUUGUGCAAGAUGGUUCAAAUUGGAGCUUGGGACAAAGACAGUUAAUUUGUUUGGGAAGAGCAAUAUUGAAAAGGAGGAAAAUAUUAGUGCUAGAUGAAGCCACCGCAUCUAUCGACAAUGCAACAGACUCUAUUAUCCAGAAAACUAUACGUACAGAAUUUGCAGACUGCACUGUCAUAACAGUGGCCCACAGAAUAUCUACCGUUAUGGACUGCACAAUGGUGCUUUCUAUUAGCGAUGGAAAGCUAGUGGAGUAUGAUGAGCCCAUGAAGCUCAUGAACAAGGAGGACUCUCUAUUUGGGCAGCUGGUUAAGGAAUAUUGGUCUCAUACUGGAAAUGAAAGUGAGCACUCAGAAUAUUGACAAGGAAUGCAAGAGUUGCAAUAGUUAAUAGAGUUUUCAGUCUUGAAGGCAUUGGAAUGUUAUGAUAUGCAUAAAAAGGCUCUCCCUGCUGGACACCAGGUACUGUGAAGUAUCAAUCAAAGUCGUGUGUUGAAAUCUUUAACACUAUACCAAUCAGUUUUUGGCAUAAAUUAUAAUAUAUAUUUUGAAGGAAUCAAAAUAAAUCCAAAACUUCCCCUCCUAACCCAAAUUUGGUCAGGGAAAUUGGGAAUUAUAAGAGUUUUCUUAGAUUUAGUAGGCUGACAUUUUGUCAGAGAUGAUGGUGCUGAAACAGGUCCCAGUGAACUAACUGAGCUGGUCAAGCCGUUGAGGACCGUAUGAAUCUGCAAAGCCGUGGUAACGGUAAUGAGCACUAUGCUGGAUAUUGUUGGUGUAUCAAGGUUAUAAAAUUAUGAUAUUCAGGUACCUUUGUGUUGGAAAUUUUAAUGUAUAAUAUAUUUUGUGGUCCUUUGCACAACGUUUUCUAAAAUUGAAUUGCAAUGUAAUUAUCAAGGUUUGAUGGAUUGGGUUGUAAUUCCCAAUUAUGUAAUCAGAUUGGUAGUGUGUUUUUUUUA